Messenger RNA from Monascus purpureus, 2555 nucleotides. NCBI's taxonomy places the organism in Eukaryota, Fungi, Ascomycota, Eurotiomycetes, Eurotiales, Aspergillaceae. The record is from the annotation of a GenBank genome assembly.
AUCGGUGAAGCCGGCCAUUGGGCUGGUGCUGGACGGCUUCCUCUAGAUUCUUUUUCUUUUCUCUGACAGACAACUCAUCUGCUAUGGGUGCACGGUCGAGGUGGGAAUCCGGCACGUUCCUCCAGGCAUCUUCUUUUCGGAUUCACUCUGAAAAAGUCCCCGCAGAACUUCGCUCUCUUUCUUCCUCCAAGCCCUCACCGCCUGCCUCUCCGUCUCCCGGGAAUCCCUGUUGUCCCUCUGCCGCCGGUCGUCUUGAGAAUGACUUUCAUCCCCGGGUACAGCAAGCUUGGGUACGACGAGAGCGAUAAUUUCGGGGUCGACUGGGUUCUCCAGUAUCAAUUCAACAGUACCGACGUAGAUGAUGCCGUGGAUGAGCUCCGCAAUCUCAUCUACGAACUCGAGGAGGCCGGCCUUCGCACCCAGGUGCGCCAUGGCCCUGGGAAUUCGUCGCUGCUGGUGUUCAUCAGAGUUCCCCGAGAUCGCUUGGAGAGCAUGAUGUAUAAUUCAAGAGUAAAAGACUAUCUGUUUGGAAUCGUCCACCAUCUUCCCGUGGAUGGCAGUCAGCCCGUCGUUGCAGCGAAUCCUGCGGAGGAAAUACGAUCCGUCUACCAUGCAGUCACCUGGCAGAAAGAAUUGGGCGGUGCGGGAAUCACACCAAAGUUCGGGAAAUGGAAGAAUGUCGUGUCGUCGUUUCCGCUUCACAAUCAGGCUUCCAACGGGGAGCUGUUACGCCGGUGGAGCAAGACGACUACGUUGACCGAAAGUGAUCUGGAUGCUAUUCGUGACCUAUUCGGUGAAAAGGUCGCAUACUACUUUGCGUUCAUCCAGUGCUACUCCCUCUUCCUCAUCUUCCCUGCGGCAUGGGGCAUCAUCUGCUGGCUUUAUUUCAGUCCGUACUCGAUCGCCUUUGCUCUGGCGAACUGUGUCUGGUGCAUUGUCUUUGUCGAGUACUGGAAGAUGCGAGAGACGGACCUAAGUCUCCGCUGGGGCGUCAAUGGCGUGCGCGCUCUGAAGGUGAAUCGUGUCCAAUACGUCUGGGAUAAAGAGGUCAAAGACCCGAUUACUGGUGAAAUCAAGCGGGUAUUCUCGACCCGGAAGCAGCUUCUUCGACAGCUUCUAUUAAUUCCGUUUGCCCUGGUGGCCUCUCUAGCCUUGGGAACUCUCAUCGUGGUGACUUUUGCCCUGGAAGUUUUCAUCUCGGAACUCUAUGACGGGAAUCUUAAAGGAUAUCUCGAAUUUCUUCCCACUGUUCUCUUUUCCCUCUCCUUACCGACGAUCACAUCCUUCCUGACGAUGAUUGCUACACGGCUGACCGACUACGAGAAUUAUCGGACUAGCGACGAAUACGAUUUGGCACAUACACAAAAGACGUUCGUGAUGAACUUUAUCACAUCGUUCUUGCCAACCAUCUUAACCGCGUUUAUCUACGUACCGUUUGGCGAGAGAAUCGUUCCAUACCUGUCGCCAAUCAAGAAGCCGGAUAUCCACGUCGACCCCAACCGGUUGCAACAGGAGGUGAUAUAUUUGUCGGUCACAGCCCAGGCACUCAACUUUGGCGAAGAAGUCGUCCUUCCGUAUGUCAAGCGCUCCCUGUGGGAGAGAUGGAGGGAGUACCGUACGCAGCGCCAGAAGGUUAUGAGGCCUCGGACUUAUUCCAUGCGCACCGACAUGCUGAUCGUCGAUCCUCCGGAAGAAACGGCGUUCCUGAAACGCGUCCGCAACGAGGCAGAAGCGGAUAAAUACAGUGUGCAAGACGACAUCCUCGAGAUGUGCGUACAGUUCGGCUACCUGGCCCUCUUUGGCGUUGCAUGGCCACUGGUGCCGCUGGGCUUCCUCCUGAACAACUGGCUAGAGGUGCGCGGAGACUUUUUCAAACUGGGCCUGGAAUGCAAGCGACCGCCACCGACGCGGACGGACACCAUCGGACCGUGUUUGCAGGGACUCGAGUUCCUCUCGUGGCUGGGCACACUCUCGUCGUCGGCCAUCGUGUACAUCUACCGCGGCAGCAUGCAGGAAGUGCGGUUGUCGUACCUUCUGCUGAUCGUCUUUAUCGCCGAACAGUUGUACCUGAUGGUGCGUGUGGCUGUCCGUGCAGCAUUGCACAAGCUCGGCUCAGAUACGGUUCGUCGCGAGGCGGCCAGGCAAUACGCCGUGCGCAAAAGCUACCUCGAAGCGCGCAUAGGGUCAGGCAACACGGGUCCAUCCAGCCCAUCUGGAAAGUCCAAACCGGCAGUCCGGUUUAAUGAAUACGUGACCGUGUACCCGCCCGAUACGGACACGGACACGGCGAAGGCUGGCGAUAUGGACGGUAUAAAGAAGGAGCUGACUGCGGGGAUCUACCGACGCACGUCGGAACGGGGGACAGAGUUCUGGUCGUUACAGCAGACGAGCGAGGAGGCUACGCAAGCGGGCAUCAAGCUGAUCAAGGCACUAGGGUCGACAAAGCAUUUGGAGCCAAAGCAUAGGAUGACUAAGAAAGAGUAGUGUUCACUAGUUAGCUAUAAAUGUUAUAAAUGUUAUGAAUGUUGUAGAUGUUGCAGCUGCCAUAAAACAAG